Molecule: messenger RNA, 2055 nt
Organism: Symphalangus syndactylus (siamang)
Lineage: Eukaryota; Metazoa; Chordata; Mammalia; Primates; Hylobatidae
Product: collagen alpha-4(IV) chain-like
Source: RefSeq, a predicted model, not a curated record
AUGAGCACCCCUGCGAGCUGGCGACAGCCCCAGGCUGGGCUGCGGAACGGUCGACCGACCCUGGUUGUUGAUCCUUGUGUCACGGGCAGUGCAGAACCAGGUCCUGGAAUCGCCUGGUGCCACCUCAGUCGAGGGUCCAGGCGCCUGCCUGGGGAUCAGCGAGGGUCGGGGCGCCUGCCCGGGGACCAGCGAGGGUCCAGGCGCCUGCCUGGGGAUCAGCGAGGGUCAGGGCGCCUGCCCGGGGACCGGCGAGGGUCGGGGCGCCUGCCCGGGAAUCAGCUGGGCCAGCCAGAUGUUUCUGGUGGAGACCUGGGACGUGAGGCGGUGGGCUGCCGGCAGUCCCUCCCUGGCUGUGCAGAAGCUGCGGUGGAAUGUGAGCUGGACGUGGGGGUGCCCGGCCUGAUGGGAAGGUGGCAGAGGCUGUGUGACAUGGAGAUAGGUCGUGAGGACCCCAAGUCAGCCCCUUUGUCCCUGUGGGUCCCUCGCUCUGGGGACCUCGGGCUGCUGAGGACUGAGACGUGCAGUGCCUCUCCCUGGUGGAGCGGCCACCCAGUCAGCCACCGCAGAAUUCUUGGCCCUCAGGCACUGCAGAAGAGAGCGAAAGCCCUGGCUGUGGGUCCCAGGUGUGGCUGGCAGUGGCCGGCAGCAGGCAGAGGCCCUGUCACCAUGGGGGCCCCGGCUGUGCGUGGCCAUCUUGCCAGCAUCAGCUCAUCCUGCUGUGCCCUGGUGCCUCUGGGGGCUGCUCCCGGGGGGCUCUGGGGCCCUGGAGGCCUCCCUUGGGAUCGACAGCUUCUGGGGGCUCUGAAGCCAGUGUUGCCGGCCCACUGGCUCCAGGUCUCAGGCUGGCCUCUAGCCCCAGGUCCUUGCUGCAUCCUGGGGGCGGUGGCUGCAGGGCCCUCAAGGUUGGUGCUCUCAGAAGGGGGCAGUAAGGCCGGCUCUGUGGGGGUGGGGGAGCCUGGGAGCCCCCCGUCGGGGUGCCAGGGAGACCUGGGGGGCACACAGCCCACUCUCUUGCCGCCUCUCGCUCUCUUGGCCACGCCUGCUGGCAGCACAAGGCCCACCUGGAGAGCCUGCGGGUCCUCAGGGAAACACCACAGAAAAACCAGAGGAAGCGUGACCUGGCACCCGGACAAGAAUGCAGGGUGGCCCGGCUUCCAGUCCGUCUUGGGUGACUCACUGCGGUGUGCAGAAAACACCAUUGUGCACCGCGGCCACAGGAAGCCCUCCGCCUCCCCGACCCCCUCCCAUUCCCCCCACCCAGCCGUCUCCCCCUCAACCUCCCCCCACCCCCUACCCUCCCCUUCCCCCACCCCCUUCCCCCCACCUCCCCUGCCCCCGCCUCCGCCUGCCGCUCCUUUUCCAGGUCCCGGGGCCGGUGGUGCUGUGUCACCGAUGGAGAGACUGACGGCCGCCGCCGGCCUGCCAUGGCCACCUCUGAGCCUCCGCCAGCAACCUGGCGUCUUGUGGGGUCCUUCAAGCGAGGCCUGGGAUACCCCACCCGGGAGGCCGGCCUCGGGGCCUCAGCCGGAAUCUGCUACAGGUUCUGCGGUGGUCCAGGGGCCCUGGAGGUGCCAGCCUAUGCCCACCUGGACACCUGCUCAGCGCACAGGACAGCCACAGCCAAUGACCGAAUCUGCAUUGAGGCCAGGGGCUGGGGCUCCAGGCACAGUCACCUGCAGAGCCCUGGACCUCACUCAGGCCCUGGGGGUCUGCCAGGCUCUACAGGAAAGGACACAGCCCUCGCCCUGCCCCCCGCCCUCAGCAGCGUCGCCUCCACAGUGAGUCAGGCACGUCCCCCGUGGGUCACCUCCUCCAUGCCAGGCCGCCCCCAGGGGGGCUCCCUCGUUAUGCAGUUCUGCCCCGUGUGGGUGGGGGCCCAGCUGUGUCGUCUCCCUGGGUGUGGAUCGUGGGGCCAGGGAACAAGAGCCUCUGGGGUUCUUAGAACCCAACGUUUUGUGGUCACAGGACUCAUGGCAACAAUUUGGCUUGAGUUAGCACCUUUCAGAAGGAAUGAAGACACUUAAAAGAGUUGGUUGUUAAUUUUUUUUUUUUUUU